Molecule: messenger RNA, 2100 nt
Organism: Closterium sp. Naga37s-1
Lineage: Eukaryota; Viridiplantae; Streptophyta; Zygnematophyceae; Desmidiales; Closteriaceae
Source: the annotation of a GenBank genome assembly
AUGGGUUCGGGCCCUUUAACGGGGACAGUGGGAGGGAGGCGGCGCGGGGAGGUCGCGGGGAGGGGGACGUUGGGCACAGCUGGGGCUACGAGCGAAUCUAGAAGCGAUUCUAGGAGGAGCGAAUCUGUAGCAAGAUUCGCUUAUGAUGACGAUAGCCUGUCCCCCGCGAGGCGGCGUCCCCCAGGAUUAGGGCGGCGCGCACUGUCGUUUGGCAUGUCGCCGUGGCGCUUUGACUAUAACGAUGCCGUUACUAACGCGGCUUCUGGCGAAACCGCCCCUGUGAGAGGAUCUAGCAGCGUACGGCAGAGGAGGCGGGGAUUUUCGCGCAGAGGAAGGGCGGGGGAACGGGCGGGCGGAGGCGCGGAUUCGUCCCCCUUGACGCCAGCGGGCGCGCGGACGCGGGGGGCUGCGCGCCUGUGGGCCGGGCGGAACAGCAGCGCGUCCGCAGAUGGAGAGUCCCCCAGGGGAGCUGGGGGGGGCGCCGCCGUGGCUGCUGCUGCGGCGGCUGCGGCUGCUGCGGCAGCUGCGUUAGCAGCAGCGGAAGAGGCGUCAGGUGGAGGAUUUGUGGACGUUCCCCUUGACGGAUUCCGUCAGAUGUCUGUCAGAGGCACAACUCGUGGCUCUCCAGCGUCCCCACCGCAUCUCACCGCCUCAGACCGCAGAUCAUCUUCCAGAGUGCGCAGGUGGCUCUCCUCCCUCAACGUGAUUGGUCGCGUGCGCCGCGACCGCCAGCUCAGCGACCGCCAGCUCAGCGCUAUCCCCGUGUUCCCAUACCCGUCCCCACAACACCCCCUCCUCCAAUCCCCCAACGGACACCCUUCCACCCCUAACGCCCUCCAUCCCUCGAGUUCUCCUGUGCUUCAGUCCGCUAAUAUCCUUCAUCCCACCAACUCCCCCCUUCACCAAGCCAUGUCCAAUCGCACGUCCCCUUCCUCCUCCCCUUCUCCCAACUCCCCCCGCCUGCACCCGUCCUCUCAACCGCACCUAACCUACUCCAACUCCUUGCCGUUCCGGACGCUUCAGAAUCUCCCUGUGCUGCCGCCUCUGCCGGAUCAGGACGAUGGGGACGAUGGGCCGCCGCCCGCUGUUGCCACCCGCCCGGCCACGGCUCACUCCAGUCCAAGCCCUGCCGCCCCGGCCCGCCCUUUUGUUACCCCACUCCACUCUGCCACCUCUUCUCUCGUGCUCCCCUCCCCUCCACUCCCCUCCCCUACACUCGUCUCCCCUCCACUCCCCUCCCCCUCCGUUUUCCCUCCUCUUUCCUCUCCCCUCCCCUUUCCUCCCCUCCCCCCCCCCUUCUUUCCCCUCCCCUUUUCCCAUCCCCUUUCCCCAUCCCCUUUCCCCAUCCCCUUUCCCCUCCCCUUUCCCCAUCCCCUUUCCCAUCCCCUUUCCCAUCCCCUUUCCCCUCCCCUUUCCCCUCCCCUUUCCCCUCCCCUUUCCCCUCCCCUUUCCCCUCCCCUUUCCCCUCCCCUUUCCCCUCCCCUUUCCCCUCCCCUUUCCCAUCCCCUUUCCCAUCCCCUUUCCCCUCCCCUUUCCCAUCCCCUUUCCCCUCCCCUUUCCCCUCCCCUUUCCCAUCCCCUUUCCCCUCCCCUUUCCCCUCCCCUUUCCCAUCCCCGUUCCUCUCCACUUUCCCCUCCCGUUCCCCAUCCGGGCAUCCCCUCCCUAUCCCAUCCCCCAGCCCCGUCAGCAGAAGCACCGGACGAUUUCUGGUGGCAGGGGGAGAUGAGCGAGGAGGACUCGGGGGUCAUUGAAGCAGCCAUGCAGGCCAUUCUCAUGGAUGGGCUCGCAGACGCGCUGCAAGGGGGGGGGCUGCAGGGAGGCGGAGGGCUGGGAGGGGGAGGGUUGCAUGGAGGGGGCGGGAGAAGGUUGAUGGUGCCGCAGAUGCUGUUGUUUGAGGAUGAGGAGGCGUGGACUUACGAACAGCUGCUGGAGUUGGAUCGGAAUAAUGUUAGACGCGGCCUGAAGCAGCAGGAGAUGUGGAAGCUAGAUCGGCGCAAGAUGGGGCAUGGGGACGAGAGGGUGGAUUGUCAGAUCUGUCUGUGUGAGGCCGUGGCAGGCGAGCUGCUCACCUCGCUGCCCUGCAAGCACACGUACCAGUGA